AUGGACAGAAUCAGUGGGCUUCCUGAUGAAUUGCUGGUGAAAAUACUAUCGUUUCUUCCACCAAAAGUUUCUGUAAGCACAAGUGUUUUGUCAAAACGAUGGAGAAACCUCUGCAUGUGGGUGACAAAUCUUGAGUUCGACGACAGUCAGACUAAACCAGCCGAAUGCCACGAGUUACGCCUUUUUAUUCUAAGGAUCUUGAGAUCUCAUAGACCUCUUAUCAUUAAAAGCUUGGGCUUCAAGUUGCGUACUGAUCUGUUUCGAACAGAUAUCACACGGUGGGUUGAAAUUGCCGUUUCUCGCGGCAUCUGCGAGCUGAGCAUUUAUUAUUCUUUUCUUGAAAACCAUCCUACCAUGUUGCCGAGUAACUUGUACACCUCCAAAUCGCUCGCGACCUUGAAACUCCAAGGUCAUAUCCUCGUGGCUGUUCCUCUUACGGUUUGUCUUUCGUCUCUGAAACGUUUGCAUCUUCGACAUGUAACAUACUUGGAUGACCAUACUCUUCAACUGCUUCUAUCCAAUUCCCAUGUUCUUGAAGAUCUUGUUUUCGAAAAACAUGAUCAUUAUUACCAUGCGGAGAUGGUUUCUGAACUCCCAAGUAGUUUGUACACUCGCAAAUCGCUUGUGACCUUGAAACUCGAUGGCAAGAUUCUCGUGGAUGUUUCACGUAUGGUUUCUCUCCCUUCCUUGAAAACCUUACACCUUUUAUGUGUGAGAUACUCUUUUGAAAGAUCUAAAGAUCCACACCUGGUUCUAUCCAACUUCCCUGUUCUUGAAGAACUAUUAGUGAAACAAUGUGAAAAUGAUAAUGUAAGAGCGGUCCAUGUUAACAUCGCUUCUUUGAAGAGUUUAUCCGUAAACAUAGCUGAGAACUGUGUUACUGAUGGUUUUGUGAUAGAUUGUCCUUCUUUGAGGUACUUCAAAGUUGUUUAUUACAAUAGUAAUCAUCACUAUUGUUUGAUUGAGAAUAUGCCUAAGCUGGAGGAGGCAGAUUUGGAUGUUCUAUUUCCCAGUGUCAAGAACUUUAUGGAGGCUGUUACAUCAGUCAAGAGCCUUUCAUUAUGCUUAAGCAGCCACGUAGAGGCUGUGUAUUCUGAUGGAAUUGUCUUCAAGAAGCUUGAACAUUUGAAGCUAUGUACAUGUGAAACAAAUUGGUCAAAUUUUAUGUUUUGGGUUCUCAAAGAAUCUCCUAAACUAAGAGUCAUUGAGCUCUACGUUGAUGAUGAACACGCAUGUGUUGGUAAGGAUCCAUUUGUUUUCUGGAAGAAUCAACAAAGUUAUGCUCCUGAAUAUUUGUUUCCGAGUCUCGAAACUUUCAAGUGGACAGGGUUCAACGGAGCACAGGAAGCAAGAGAUCUCGUGAUUUUAAUCUUGAAAAAUGCUUAUCGCUUAAAGACAGCGAAAAUCUUGACUGAGUCAGGGUUGGAUAUACAAAGGAAACUUGAGAUAAGAAAAGAGUUGUCACUUUCUUACAGAGCUUCAACAAUCUGCCAAAUCGCAUUUGAUUGA
Molecule: messenger RNA, 1509 nt
Organism: Microthlaspi erraticum
Lineage: Eukaryota; Viridiplantae; Streptophyta; Magnoliopsida; Brassicales; Brassicaceae
Source: the annotation of a GenBank genome assembly